GAAGAGUAUUUUUGUGUCAGCCCUGGUUUAUUUUGCAAAUUACAUAAAAGUCAGCUCCCAACGACAAAAUGUUGCGACAAAUUGCUGGACCGACGUUUGCCAAGUUGCUGCGUGCAACAAGCAGCCCCGCGAAUGCAUCUGCAACUGUAAAUGCCGCAUUCGGCGGCUCUUUUGGCACCGUCUUGGCACGCCAACAGCAGACUAUGCCCGUUGUCGAGUCCGGCACUACUCUACCUAAGAAGGGCUACUCGCCUUUUGGAACCAAGCAGUCUAGCAUGGCAGAAUGGUCGUUGGCGCGUCUAGAUGAUCUACUCAAUUGGGGACGCAAGGGCUCCAUUUGGCCGCUCACCUUCGGCCUGGCCUGCUGCGCCGUGGAAAUGAUGCACAUUGCAGCCCCACGAUAUGAUAUGGAUCGAUAUGGUGUUGUGUUCCGUGCAUCUCCACGUCAAGCUGACGUUAUCAUAGUGGCCGGCACGUUGACAAACAAAAUGGCACCGGCUCUCCGCAAGGUCUACGACCAAAUGCCCGAACCCCGAUGGGUCAUCUCAAUGGGCAGCUGUGCCAACGGCGGUGGCUACUACCACUACUCGUACUCAGUUGUGCGAGGCUGCGAUCGCAUCAUACCUGUUGAUAUCUAUGUGCCUGGUUGCCCACCCACUGCAGAGGCGCUCAUGUACGGUGUCCUCCAGCUACAGAAGAAGGUGAAGCGCAUGAAGACUCUGCAGAUGUGGUACAGAAAGUAGAGAGAUAGUCCACGAUUAAAUAAGCGAAAAGUGUUAAAUGAAUAUUGUAUGCAAAUAUAGUCAAUAGCAACAACGAUGGUA
Messenger RNA from Drosophila navojoa, 824 nucleotides. RefSeq lists its product as uncharacterized. Gene Ontology annotation, biological process: electron transport coupled proton transport; aerobic respiration; mitochondrial respiratory chain complex I assembly. NCBI's taxonomy places the organism in Eukaryota, Metazoa, Arthropoda, Insecta, Diptera, Drosophilidae. The record is from RefSeq and is a predicted model, not a curated record. Gene Ontology annotation, molecular function: 4 iron, 4 sulfur cluster binding; NADH dehydrogenase (ubiquinone) activity; quinone binding. Gene Ontology annotation, cellular component: respiratory chain complex I.